AAAUUAAACCGGACCCAAAUCAAAUCAAAAUCCCAACCCGAAAGCCCCCAAGUACCCGAAGUCUCUCUCUCCGCUUUGUCCUAAAACGUUAUUUUCUCUCAGCUCACUGUCCAAAAAGAGAGAGAAAGAGGAAGACAGCUUUUCAUUUCAUUUCAAAAUCUUGAUUUCUUCAAAGAGGUUCUAAAGACAUCUCGUUUUUCCUUUCGCAAUUCGUUAUAUUUUUCAAAAAUUUUUAAAAUAAAAUUAUUUAUUUUUUCUUGUCACAAAAUUUUAAAUCUCUAUGUCCAAAAGAUUAUAUAAUUUUUCAAAAAUAAAUAUUCAAUAAAUUAUAUAAGUAAAGAGAGAGCUUUCGUUAAAAAAAUUCAGGAUUAUUAUAAAAAAAUUUAUUAAAAAAAUGAUAUUUUAAAUUUUAUUCUUAAUUUAAUUUAAAAUGUAUGAGACCCAAAAUACCCUUCUCUUUCUUUUAAAUGCCAAAUCCGAGAGAACGGCACCAGAAAGGAAUCCAAUCACCGAGCCAUGAUCGUUCGGAGUUACGGUCGCCGCAGUCGUGGUUUGACCAGGACAUUCUCCGACUCCCUAAACGACGACGUAUCCGACUCCCCUCCCCUCUCUCAAGAAACGGUGCUGUCUCAGGACACCUACAGUUUCCCUUUUACCACUCAAGAAUCCUCUUGCUUCUGGCCAUCCUCUCAAGAAUUCGACGACGAAGAUUACAAGAACCAAGUAACAACCGUUAAAACAACCCAAAUUAAUUUCGAUUUUGACGAUUCAAGAAACGGCGAAAUGCGGAGAUCCAAGAAACAGAAGCAAAGCCAGAGCGAGAAAGAGGUACGAUAUUCUUCUAUGCCCUGGAUUUCGCCGACUUCGACUCUGAUGGAGGCUCAAGAAUUCGGGGAAAUGAUGGAGCACGUUGAUGAGGUAAAUUUCGCGCUUGAUGGGUUAAAGAAAGGCCAGCCAGUGAGGAUCAGAAGAGCGAGUCUCUUGUCUUUGCUUUCAAUCAGCGGCACGGCCCAGCAGAGGAGACUUUUGAGAACUCAUGGGAUGGCAAAGACAAUAAUUGAUGCUAUUUUGGGCCUCAACUUUGAUGAUAUCCCAAGCAAUCUGGCUGCUGUGGCCCUUUUAUAUGUCUUGACCAGUGAUGGUCAAGAUGAGCAUCUCCUUGAAUCACCUAAUUGCAUUCAAUUCCUAAUUAAAGUGUUGAAGCCAGUCAUCAUCACUGCUAAAGAAAACAAAACUGGGAAAGUGGGCUCUAAGCUUCUGGCAUUAUGCAAGGAUGCUGACAUCUCACGGGAUCCAACUAAAGUUUUGGAUUCAAGCUCUGCUGCCAUUAUUUCCAAAGUUGAGGAAAUUCUUGUUAGUUGCAAGGAAAUUAAGCCAAGAUGUGGGGAUGAUGGGGGUUUAAGAAGGCCAGAGUUAAGCCCAAAAUGGAUAGCUUUGUUGACUUUGGAGAAAGCUUGUUUGUCUAAAAUUUCUCUUGAAGAUACCAAUGGUACGGUAAGGAAAACUGGGGGCAAUUUCAAGGAGAAACUAAGAGAGCUUGGAGGAAUUGAUGCUGUCUUUGAAGUGGCCAUUGAGAGCCAUUCUGUUAUGGAGGGUUUGGUGGAGCAGAGUUUAUCUUCUCCUUUUACAGGGGAUAAAAAGGAUGUGCAGUGCCUGGUGCUGCUUUCAAAAUGUUUGAAAAUCAUGGAAAAUGCUGCAUUCCUCAGUAGUGACAAUCAGAGUCAUCUCCUAGAAAUGAUAGGGCACUUGAACUCUCAUGGAUCUCGACUAUCUUUUACAAAGCUUGUUAUAAGUGUAAUCAAGAUUCUGUCAGGGCUUUAUCUUAAGAGCUCUUCUGCAUCAUUCAGUACUGAAAGAUCUUGUGGUAAUUCUAAAGCAAUAGGCGAUGCUAAUGAAUUUGCCCUAGCUGCAGAUUGUAAAGUGGAUAGACAUGAUGUUAUCUCCAUCAGUUCAUAUGAAAAAUCAUCUAGCACGGACUGGUCCUUCUCCGAAAAGAGCUUCAAUAUAUCUCAGAAUGAUCCUGGGCCCUCCACUCAGUGGUUGAGUCAUUCUGUAGCCAGUUUUCAAACUGCAACUACAUCCACGAAUGAUAGUUGUUUACUAAACAUGAGAAUCCAUUCUUCCUUGUCCAGCUCAUGUAGUGGGAAAUUAGGAAGUUCAUAUGAUGGAAAUCCUGUAACAAGCAAUGGGUCAGGGACUCUGUGUGAGAGACCUGAUGGAAUGAAGGAUGACAAAUGGCAACUCUUAGAGGAAAGUCAGGAUCCUUAUGCAUUUGAUGAAGAUGAUUUUGUUCCUUCAAAGUGGGAUUUACUAUCUGGGAAAAAAAAGAUAUCCCAAACUAAAAAACAUGGGCUAAGAAACAGAGAAAUCCGAGAUGAGCAUCAAUACCAAACUUCAAUGAGCCAACAAGAAUCAAGGAAUGGGGAAAUUUUCCAGACAGAAUUUAUCAAUGAAGAAUACCAUCAUUCGAAUGCUACUUCUGGUUCUCAAAGUGCUGAAGAAGAAUAUUCCAGCCUUCUUUCAGACUGUCUUCUUGCUGCUGUCAAGGUUUUGAUGAAUUUAACAAAUGACAACCCUCUCGGCUGUCAACAAAUUGCUGCCUCUGGGGCACUAGAAACCUUGUCUACAUUGAUUGCCAGCCACUUCCCUUCAUUCUGCUGUUAUUUGCCUCGAGCUAGUGAAAUGGAAGAGAAUUCUCUUAGUUUAGAACUCGAUGACAGGAAUGACAGACCUCUUACUGAUCCAGAGUUGGAUUUCCUUGUAGCAAUACUGGGUCUGCUUGUGAACCUAGUAGAGAAGGAUGAACACAACAGAUCACGGCUUGCAGCAGCUUCUGUUUCUUUACCAAAUUCAAAAGGGUUAAGAGAGGAGAGUCGCAUGGCUGUAAUUCCACUGCUAUGUGCCAUCUUUCUUGCGAACCAUGGAGAAGACGACUCUACUGGAGAAGUUCAGCCUUGGAAUGAUGAAGCUGCUAUGCUGCAAGAAGAGAAAGAAGCAGAGAAGAUGAUUUUAGAAGCCUAUGCAGCUCUACUACUUGCAUUUCUUUCUACUGAAAGUAAGAACACACGAAAUGCAAUAGCUGAUUGUCUCCCAAAUCACAGCCUGACAAUCCUGGUACCUGUGUUGGAGAGAUUUGUGGCAUUUCAUUUUACAUUAAACAUGAUUUCUCCAGAGACUCAUAAAGCUGUGAGUGAAGUGAUUGAAUCAUGUAGGAUGCCAUGAGAAGUAAUGAAAUUUUUUGUGCAGCCUUAUCUUCCAUUUUAUAUUAGCUAUUUGUUAUCACACAAUGCCUGUGCCAACGAGGAUGGAAGUGGGCAGCACACUGUAUCAAACUGACCACAGACCUCUUUUAUAGUCUCCAUUGACCUAUUUGUUGUUACCCCCACAAUUUUCCCUUUUCCUUUUUGACCAUAUUAUUCUUUGUAGCACUAUUCCAUUGUCUUGAUGCAGGCCAAGACUCGUGUAUAUAGAAGUGAAAAUGUAAUCAACAAGUUUUCCAUUAACUUGUGUAUUAAUAUUCAGUUUCAUAAAUGUGUAUUUUACAUUUUAUCAUUCAAAUAUAAGUAGGGAUGUUUAGCUUUAUAUGAAUAUGGGUAACAGCCCUUCCUCAACGCCUGCUUCCAAAUUUUGUCCUGUAAUGCUGUAAGAGAAAUCCUAUGUGUAACCGGAGCCAGUGCGGCUGUGAUUUAUUCCGGUUAGGGGUGAAAAAGA
Molecule: messenger RNA, 3711 nt
Organism: Durio zibethinus
Lineage: Eukaryota; Viridiplantae; Streptophyta; Magnoliopsida; Malvales; Malvaceae
Product: wings apart-like protein 2
Source: RefSeq, a predicted model, not a curated record